Molecule: messenger RNA, 5510 nt
Organism: Choloepus didactylus (southern two-toed sloth)
Lineage: Eukaryota; Metazoa; Chordata; Mammalia; Pilosa; Megalonychidae
Gene: DSG2
Product: desmoglein 2
Exons: 15
Coding region: 297-3560 (1087 amino acids)
Biological process (GO): homophilic cell-cell adhesion
Cellular component (GO): desmosome; plasma membrane
Molecular function (GO): calcium ion binding
Source: RefSeq, a predicted model, not a curated record
GUCCCAGGUGCGAGUGCGGCGGGGGCGGGAGCCACCCUGCGCCUCCCUCCUCCGCGGAGUUCCCCCCCUCUGUGCGGGUAGUUCAGGAGGGCCCAGGCUCCAUUUUCUCCUGGCUACCACAACUGGAGCUGCGCCUCUGGGCAGGGUAGCUGGUCCCCGCAGGGGAGCCGGCCCGCUUGGCGAGGACUGAGGGGGGGCGCCGAGAGGAGUAGAGAGCGUGUCGCCGGGACGCGGGAAGCGGUGGCGCCGAGCGGGGCGGCCAGCUGGAGGCGAGGGCGCGGUGGAGGCGAGGCGCAAUGGCGCGAAGCCCGCGGGGCUCCCGGCGUCCUUGCAUGCUGCUGCUUCUCCUGAUCUGCUUUAACUUUGGAAAUGGACUUCAUUUAGAGGCCUUAAACACAAGAAGUGAAAAUAAGCAGCCUCCUAAACAUACUCACUUGGUACGGCAAAAGCGGGCCUGGAUCACGGCACCUGUGACUCUCCGGGAAGGAGAGGAUCUGUCCAAAAAGAACCCAAUUGCCAAGCUACAUUCUGAUAUUGCAGAAGAAAGAGGAAUCAAAAUCACGUACAAAUAUACUGGAAGCGGGAUAACAGAGCCACCUUUUGGUGUGUUUGUCUUUAAUAAAGACACUGGAGAAUUGAAUGUGACCGCCAUUCUUGAUCGAGAAGAAACACCUAUUUUUCUGCUAAUAGGUUAUGCUAUUGAUGAAAAAGGAAACAACGUGGAAAAACCAUUAGAAUUACGAAUUAAAGUUCUUGAUAUCAAUGACAAUGAGCCAGUGUUCACACAGGAUGUCUUUGUUGGGUCUGUUGAAGAGUUGAGUGCAGCAUAUACGCUUGUGAUGAAAAUCAAUGCAACUGAUGCAGAUGAGCCCAAUACUCCAAAUUCUAAAAUUUCCUAUAGACUCGUAUCUCAGGAGCCUGCUUAUCCUGCAGUGUUCUACCUAAAUAAAGACACAGGAGAGAUUUAUACAAGUUUUCCCUUGGACAGAGAGGAACACAGCAGCUAUACUUUGACAGUAGAAGCAAGAGAUGGCAAUGGACAAAUAACAGAUAAACCAGUAAAACAAGCUCAAGUUCAGAUUCGUAUUUUAGACGUCAAUGACAAUAUACCUGUAGUGGAAAAUGAAAUGUAUGAAGGGAUGAUUCAAGAAAAUCAAGCCAAUGUAGAAGUUAUGCGCAUAAAGGUGUUCGAUGCAGAUGAAAUAGGCUCUGAUAAUUGGUUAGCAAAUUUUACAUUUGCAUCAGGAAAUGAAGGAGGUUAUUUCCAUAUAGAAACUGAUGCUAAAACUAAUGAAGGGAUUGUGACCCUAAUUAAGGAAGUAGAUUAUGAAGAAAAGAAGAAUCUCGACUUCAGUAUUGUUGUCACUAAUAAAGCAGCUUUUCACAAGUCAGUUAAGAAUAAAUAUAAGCCUAAAUCCAUUCCCAUCAAAGUAAAGGUGCAAAAUGUAAAAGAAGGCAUUUAUUUUAAAAGCAGUACAAUCUCAGUUCACGUUAGUGAGAGCCUGGAUAUAUCAAGCCAAAGCAGAAUAAUUGGAAAAUUCCAAGCUUUUGACGAAGACACUGGACGACUGGCUCAUGUAAAAUAUGCCAAAGUGGAAGACAUAGACAAUUGGAUCUCUGUGGAUUCUGUCACAUCUGAAAUUAAACUUGUAAAAAUUCCUGAUUUUGAAUCCAGAUAUGUCCGUAAUGGUACCUACACUUCAAAGAUUGUGGCUAUAUCAGAAGACUAUCCUAGAAAAACCGUCACUGGCACCAUUGUAAUCAGGGUUGAAGACAUCAAUGAUAACUGUCCCACUCUGGUGAAUCCAGUGCAGACUGUCUGCCACGAUGCACCAUAUGUGAAUGUUACCGCAGAAGACCUGGAUGGAUUCCCAAACAGUGAGCCUUUCACAUUCUCUGUCAUUGACAGACCACCUGGAAUGGCAGACAAAUGGAAAAUACUACACAAAGAAAGUAAGAGUGUGCUGCUCCAACGAAAGGAACGAACGCUUGAGAGAAGUGACAUUCACUUCCUGAUUACAGAUAGUCAAGGCCUCAGCUGCCCUGAACAGCAGGUGCUCAGGCUCACCGUCUGCGAGUGUCUGGCGGGCGGUGGCUGCGUGCAGGCUCUACACGACUCCUACGUCGGCCUGGGGCCCGCAGCCAUCGCACUGAUAAUUUUUGCUCUUCUGCUCUUGCUACUUGUACCACUUUUACUGCUGAUGUGCCAUUGUGGAGAAGGAGCCAAAGGCUUUACCCCCAUACCUGGCACUAUAGAGAUGCUACAUUCUUGGAAUAACGAAGGAGCACCACCAGAAGACAAGGUGGUGCCGUCACUUCUGGGAGGGACUUAUAGGGAGAAUCCAGCUGUAGGAAAUGGAGUAGGAGGUACAAUAACCAAGGAAACCACCGUGAAGGGAGAUAGCUCUGCUUUCUUGACCAAAGGGCAGCGUGAGAUAUCCGAGGUGGACGGAAGAUGGGAGGAACACAGAAGCCUUCUCACGCACGGGGUGGCUCAGGUUACAGGGACUUCAGGAGUCGUCAUGGGCGCUGAAAACCUAAGGACCAUUGGAGCCACGGGGGCUGCCAGAGAGAUGGCUGGAGCUCAAGCAGCUGCUGCUGCAGUGAACAAGGAAUUCUUGAGAAGCUAUUUCACCGAUAAAGUGGCCACUUUCACUGAAGAUGUUGAUGUUCACACAGCAAAAGACUGCCUUCUGGUUUAUUCUCAGGAAGAAACUGAAUCUCUACAUGGUUCCAUUGGCUGUUGCAGUUUUAUUGAAGGGGAGCUAGAUGACCACUUCUUAGAUGAUUUGGGAUUUAAAUUCAAGACACUGGCUGAAGUUUGCUUGAGCCAAAAAAUAGAUAUGGGUAUAGAAAUUGAGCAGUGGCAAAAACCUGUCACAGAAACAAGUAGGAUCACAGAUUCACGCUCAUUCCGUGAGCAAACUAUGGAUAAUACAGAAAACACUUACCCCUCUGGCAGUAGCUUUGAAGUUUUAAAACCUUUGCAUGAAGUAAAUACAGAGAAAGUAACUCAGGAAAUAGUCACUGAACAGUCUGUGUCUUCCAGGCAGGGUCAAAAGGUAGCUAAGCCUCUGCCUGACCCACUGGCUCCUGGUCAUUUUAUAGUGACAGAAACGUCCUAUGCCACAGGCCCCACCAGACCACCAAGCACUUUGGUCCUGGGUUCUAGAGAGCCACAGGGCCUUAUUGUGACAGAGCGGGUAUAUGCCCCAGCGUCUGCUUUGGUAGAUGAGCCUGAUGCCAAUGAAAGUCAUGUUGUGAUUACUGGAAGAGAAAUGCAGCCUCCUGGGGGCACAGCUCAUCUUCUCGGAGGCCCUCAGCAUCUUGCAGAUGCACAUUACGUCAUGGUGAGGGAGAGAGAGCGCAUCCUUGCCCCCAGCUCGGCUGUGCAGCCCACUGCGGUCAUGUCCAGUGUAGCAGUAGGACAGAAUGUGACAGUGACAGAGAGAGUGCUAACCCCUGCCUCAACUCUGCAUUCCAGUUACCAAAUUCCUGUUGAAACCUCUAUGAUAGCUGGGAAGACCAUUGGUUCUGGAGCUGGAGUUCCUGGCCCUUAGCCAGAUUUUGGUGUAGAGGCCUCUGGUGGCUCUAAUUCUGCCAUAACCACAUCUGCCACCAGAAUCACCAAGCAUAGCACUGUCCAGCGUUCUUUCUCCUAAUAUCAGUCAGCCACAAUCUCGCCCACAGUUGAACUAGGAGCUCCUGAUUGCAUCUUUUCAAGGUACCAGGCUUUUCAUGAGCCUUACAGACACACAGGCAUGCAAACUGGGCUUAAAAUUUUUCUGUCACCAAAAUGCAAAAGACCACGUUGCCUCUGCUUCCAGGAAUGUGCUUUAGAAAUGCUCCAUAAUUUACUGAUGCUGUUUCUUCAGUGCCUUUUUAGUGAGGUUGGGCCAAACAGUAUUCACAAAGCAAGUUAAAUAGAGAGUAAACCUGGUUUCUAAGAGUGUACAGAUUAGCACAGAGUGUCCAGUUGGUCAGCCAUCAAGUAGACCAACCCACAGAACUGAUUGGCCUUUGCACAUUAAUAUUAACAUUGCUGAUCUGUAUUCUGUACUACACUGCACUAAGCAGAUUAUCAAGGACCUAUUUAUCCAAAGACACCUCCGUCCAUCUGUCGAGUCUGGGCUACCAGUCAUGUUAAUUUUGUUUGCUUUCAUUAAUAAUAUAACCCUUUAAUCUCUGUAAGGCUUGAAUUUUGCAACACUGAAGGGUACGUACACACAUUCUGUGUUUCUGCACAUGGGACUGUGUGUGUGAGUGUGUGCGUGAGUGUGUGGUCUUAAUAGCAUUAUACCUCCUUGUCGCUCAGUAGUCAUGAAAAUAAUGAAUACUUCAAAUUCAGUUGAAAAGUCCAGGGCAAAAGUUCACAAAUAUAAAAUAGUCAUACUUUUUAUAGUAAUAAUACACUAUGGAAAGAAAAAAAAACAAAACUCAGGAUUCAUUAUCUUUUAAGCUGCUAGAACUUAGUGCAGCCAAAUUAACUACCAGACUAUACUCUCCACUGCAGUGGGAACCGUGCCUAUUUCAUUCGCUAUUCCGUAUCUUCAGAGCCUACCUAACAGGUGCCAAAUAAGUAUUUGUGGAAUUAGACUGAAUUUUACAAACCACCCUCUUUUAUCUACAAUUGCCAAAAAUAUUGAAAGAUCCUAUACUUUUUAGAAUUAGAAGUUUGAAAUCAUGAUUUUAUUCUUAUGUGUCAAAGUCAUUGACUAGCUGGUCAUAAUUUACUGUUAAUACUAACUUAUAUUCUGAAAACCUCAAAUAAUUGACCUGAUUUUGUACACAUCCUUGCCUUUUUUAAAAAUUUGAGAUUUUUGGCUCCUUACUAGACUAUAUUUUUAUUACUUCUAGAAAACUUAAUACCUUUCAUGUUUCAAAUAUAUGUGCAUGUCAGCAAUAAGUUAUAUAAACAUUUCCCACAACAAAAUAAAUUUCACAUUUUUAAAACUAAUUUCUUGACUUUAAAGAUAUUUUGCUAAGAAAAUAAAACUCGAAAAAUUCACUUUGGUAGCAUGUUUUUUAAAAUAUCGUUGACUUGAAUUGUAUCGUGUGAAAGGAUUUAUACCAUACGCCCCCACUCUCUGUAUCUGUGAAGGACAUAUAUUUUUAAACAUCAUAUGUCUGUGGCCAAGAUGGAAGUCACUGCUUCUUCUGUGAUCUAAAAAAUUUUACUUAGUAAUUGUUGGGUUGAUGUUUUUUGUUUCUUUGUUUUAAUGUAGAUUUAGCUGUUACAUUCUGCCAGGUAUACAACAGGAAUAUCACUAUUCCUGUAAAAUGUAAAUAUAACCAAUGUACUCAGAACAAACAAAAUUUGGUCUUAAACUUCCUUCUCAGACAGGUUUGAAAAAUCGAACCUAUCUCUUGUAUAUAGUGGAUUCACAUUUUCUAAAUGGUGUUCUUUGUUCCUGCAAGGGUGAUUUGUAUUCAUUUUUACAUCUGUUCCUUGGGAGAUUAUAUUUGUAUGUGUAUCAUAAAAUGUUUAAAUAAAAAGACCUUAAGAGUGA